Messenger RNA from Schistosoma turkestanicum, 1497 nucleotides. NCBI's taxonomy places the organism in Eukaryota, Metazoa, Platyhelminthes, Trematoda, Strigeidida, Schistosomatidae. The record is from the annotation of a GenBank genome assembly.
ACUGUUACUAAAAUCUGACCCGCGAUAUUUCGACGUUGCGCUACUUCCCGCAAAUGCUACGAAAAUUUGUUUUCGAAUCAAAUAAGCUUCUUCAGAAUGUCAAAUGCGUUCGCACGCUCAAAGUUCAUGAGUAUUCGGCGAUGGAAUUGUUGAAAAAGUACAAAAUAGAAGUUCCGAAGUCUGUAGUUGUUCAGAAUAUUGAUGAAGUCAAGGCCGCUUGCAAAGAAUUCGGUGUUUUACCUAAAAGUGAAACGAAAAAUUCCGGUGACGACAGUACAGCAAGCAAAGAUAUGGUGUUGAAAGCACAAGUGUUAACCGGUGGUCGUGGUAAAGGUACUUGGGAUAGUGGAUUAAAAGGAGGAGUUAAAAUUGUAUACAGUGUAGAAGAAGCUGUUGAUGUAGCUAACCAUAUGCUUGGUCAUCGAAUCUACACUGCACAAACUGGUAGCGCUGGUCAAUUAUGCAAUAAAUUAUUAGCUUGUGAACGUAAAUAUCUUCGACGUGAACAUUAUCUAGCUAUUGUAUUGGAUCGUUCAAGUGGUGGACCAGUAAUGAUUGGUUGUCAACAAGGUGGUGUAAAUAUUGAAGAUAUAGCACGUGAUAGUCCAGAUGCAUUAAUUAAAAUUCCAAUUGAUAUUAACAAAGGUUUAGAUAAAAAAGACGCAUCACUUAUGGCACGUCAAUUAGGCUUUUCACAUCCAGAUGAAGCAGCUGUUUACAUUGAACGACUUUAUAAACUCUUUGAUUCAACCGAUUGUACACUGUUAGAAAUUAAUCCAAUCUGUCAAGAUCUAAAUGGACAUGCUGUUUGUAUGGAUUGUAAAAUGAAUUUCGAUGAGAAUGCUGCAUUUAGACAAAAAGAAAUUUUCGCACAACGUGAUUGGUCACAAGAAGAUGAACGUGAUGUGAAAGCAUCAGAAGCUGGAUUAAAUUAUAUUGGUUUAGAUGGAAAUAUUGGUUGUUUAGUGAAUGGAGCUGGUUUAGCUAUGGCUACAAUGGAUUUAAUUCAAUUACAUGGUGGUAGUCCAGCAAAUUUUCUUGAUGUUGGCGGUGGAGCAACAGUCAGUCAAGUGACUGAAGCAUUUCGUUUAAUUAUGUCUGAUUCUAAAGUCAAUGCUAUAUUAGUAAAUAUAUUCGGUGGUAUUAUGCGUUGUGAUGUGAUUGCACAAGGUAUUGUCGCUGCUGCCACUGAAUUAAAUAUUAAAAUACCAAUUGUUGUUAGAUUACAAGGUACUAAAGUUGCAGAUGCUAAAGCAGUUCUUGCUACAAGUCAUAUGAAAAUUGCAGGUUGUAGUGAUUUAGAUGAUGCUGCAAAAAUGGCUGUUAAAUUGGCCAAUAUUGUUCAUUUGGCUCGUGAAGCUUCGAUCAAUGUGAAUUUCGAAUUGCCUUAUUGAAUGAAUGAUGAAUCAAUAAUUAUAAUAAUCAGUAGAAAUAUAUUGAAUUGUAAUGAAUAAUACAAUAGCCCUGUCUAUAUUAUUAUUAUUAUUAACUUAUUUU